AUGCUCCUUCACAUAAAUAACCACCGCUGGGAGCUGGAGGCGUCCAUCACCGCCCCCACGUACGUCCGUUCUUGCGUGCGAGCGACGGACCCUGACUGCGGGGUGAACGCUAUGGUGAACUACACCCUGGCAGCAGGGAAAAUCGCGUCGGAGCAACUCCUGGUGCGCAGCGACUCCGGGGACGUCUGCGUGCGGUCCGCCCUGGACCGCGAGGUGGCCCCCUAUCUGGAGCUGCCAGUUAUCGCGACGGACAGAGGUGGACUCAGCACCACGGCCAUCGUCAGGGUGCAGGUCACGGACAUCAACGAUAACCGACCCGUCUUUGACCCCGACCGGUACAACGUCACCCUGCGCGUCGACGGGCCCGCCAGCGGCCCCGUCCUCAGGGUCUCCGCCAACGACCUCGACGCCGGCCUCUUCGGCCAGGUCGCUUACAGGAUAUCCAGCGGAAACGAGGCCGGCGUCUUCAGGAUAGACCGCGCCUCCGGCGAGAUCCACGUCGCCAGACCCGGUCUGCUCUCCAGGUCCCAGACCCAUCGGCUCAACGUCACCGCCACCGACGCCGCGGGGCUGAAGAGCAUCGGCGACGCCGACGUCAGGAUCACCGUCUCCACCCAGUCCAACGGGAUCCCCGUCUGCGAGAGGCAUCGCUACACCUUCCAGAUCAAGGAGAGCGUCCCGCAGAACUCGGUCGUGGGCGUCGUCAAGGAGGCCACCGGUCCAGUAGAAGCCGGUGACCAUCCCACCAGGUUCUUCCUCGUCUCCGAGGAGCUGGACCUCUCUCUGGACCCCACGACGGGAAUUCUCCGCACCCGGCUUCCUCUGGACCGAGAAACCCGAGAAAAGUACCUUCUGAGCGUGGCUGUCAGGAGCGGCAAUCUGAUUGGCUACUGCCAGGUGGAACUGACCGUGGAGGACGUGAACGACAACCCCCCGUCCUUCAGCAGCAGCAGCGUGCGAAUUUCCGUCCCCGAGUCGCACCCCCUGCACUUGCCCCUCUACGUGGCUCAUGCCGAGGACCCGGAUGGCGUGCCGGGGUCCCCGAUUCGCUACCACCUCGCCCAGAACAGCAACGACCUCUUCGGCAUCGACUCGAGGCUGGGGGAGGUCUACCUGGCGCGCAGAUUGGAUUACGAGACCCAGCAGAGGCACGGGCUCUUGAUCAGCGCCCUCGACGGGGCCGGGCUCUCCGCGAAUCUCAGCCUCGGCGUCGAGGUGCAAGACGUGAAUGACAACCCCCCAGUGUUCGAGAGGAACGAAUAUCACGUGGAGGUUUCCGAAGGCGCCAGGCUCGAUUCGCAGAUCCUCCAAGUGACGGCCGUCGACCUGGACACGGGCAACAACGCCCGGCUGAGCUAUCGUCUUCAGGGUUCGCCGUCCUUUCGCAUCAGCCCGAACACCGGAUGGAUCUUCCUCGCUCAAAGCCUCGAUCGCGAGGCGAUCGAUCGAUACGCCCUGACCGUUCUGGCGACCGACAAUGGUUCCCCGGCCGCGACUGCCAGCGCCUCCGUCCUCGUCACCGUCCUCGACGACAACGACAACGAGCCUCGGUUCGAGAGAGGCUCCUACGUCUUUGAUCUCCUGGAGAACCUGCCAUCCGGAACCCUGGUGGGCACCGCCGCCGCCACCGACCCCGACCUCGGGAAGAACGCUUUGCUGAGAUACGCCAUCGUCCAGCAGAACAGCAGCUUUGCGAUCGACUCAGACACAGGGGAGAUCACGACGAGGGAGCCCCUGGACCGCGAGUCUCGAGGGGUUCACGAGCUGGUGCUGGAAGCCAGGGACCAGGGGACGCCUCCACGAGCUGCCAGGGUUCCCCUCAAAGUCACGAUUAUGGACGUCAACGACAAUUCCCCGGAGAUAGUCGACCCCCAAGGAGACGUGGUCAGCGUCAGAGAGGAGCAGCCUCCGGGCACCGAGGUCGCCAGGAUACGAGCCCUGGAUGCAGACCUUGGCGAGAACGCCUCGGUGACGUACAGUAUUCUCAAAGAUCGCGACUCGGAUGGCUACAACGUCUUCACGAUCGACCCGAUAACGGGCAUGAUCAGGACGAAGGCAGUGCUGGACCAUGAAGAGCGAAACGUCUACCGGGUGUCCGUCAAGGCCAGCGAUGCUGGACGUCCACCUCGUCACAGCAUCCGAGCUCUGCGUGUCGAGGUCCUAGCCUUGGCGGACAAUAGGCCAACGUUCACGAGCAGCAGUUUGACGUUCACGGUGAGAGAAGACGCGAGCAUCGGCCACGCCGUGGGUUCCGUGUCCGGUGCAGGUCCCGCAGGACGAGUCGCCUUUACUCUGGAUUCCCUCACCCCGGAAAGCGAGUUCCCAGCUUUCGACGUCGACCGGGGAUCCGGUCAGCUGGUAGUUGCCCACUCCUUGGACCGCGAAAACGUCAGCGAGUACCAUCUAGAAAUUCGCGCCCUCGACACCACCUCCAUCGGCAAUCCUCAGAGCAUCGCCGUGUCCGUGAAAAUCCUGAUCGAGGACGCGAACGACAACCCACCGAGAUGGCCGCUGGACCCGAUCACGGUGAAGGUCUCGGAGAGAGCGACCAUCGGGUCCACCAUCUACAAUCUCACCGCUACCGAUCUCGACAGUGGUCCUAAUGGCGAUCUGCGGUACGGACUGGUAGCCGAGAUUCCACCGAGUGGUAGCUUCGCCGUGGACUCCUUGACCGGUGCUCUAACUCUAGCAAGACCCCUGGAUAGAGAGGACAGGGCGGAAUAUACGCUGGUCCUGCGAGCCAGCGAUAGGGCACCACCUGGAGAAAAUCUCGCAGCCACCGUCACCGCCAGAAUCGUCGUCCUGGACCAGAACGACAACGACCCCGUCUUCGUUGCGCCGGAAACGACGAAGUUGGCCGUCACCACUGACGUCCUUCCAGGAACCUCUCUGGUGAGGGUCGUCGCGGUCGACAGCGACAUCGGCAGCAACGGCCGCGUCUCUUACGUGAUCUCAUCGGGAAACGAGGAAGGUCGCUUCUCGGUUGGAUACGACUCCGGAAUCGUCAGCCUCGUGAGACCGAUGGUGAGACCAACCGAGCUGGAGAUCACCGCCAACGACCACGGAUCCCCACCUAGAAAGGCGAUCCUGAAGCUCACCGUGACCCCGGCAACGGGACAAGCCCCAGGUCCGCCCAGACUCCUUCUACCGAGUCCUGUAGCAAGGAUCUCCGAGGACUCCCACAUCGGCACCACUGUCCUGAACGUGGCCGGGCCUGCGAUCGCCGAUCAAGGAAACGUCAGCUUCAGCAUCCCUAGUGGCGUCGCCGACGACAAGUUCGCCAUCUCGCCGAACGGCCUGGUAACGCUGCGAGGGAUCCUGGACAGAGAGGUCACUCCCAGAUAUUUCGUUCCCAUUCUGGCGAGGUCCAACAAAUUGCUGGACCUGACCAACCUGGAGGUGAUAGUCCUGGACGAGAACGACAACAGCCCGGAAUUCAAACCGGGUUCCUGCUACACCCUGGCGGUUCCGGAAAACCAGGAACCGGCCGUUCUCCACACCGUGGCGGCACGGGACAUCGACGAGGGGAAGAACGGAGAAAUCCUCUACAACAUCGUCGGUGGUAAUAUCGGAGCAAAGUUCAAGCUGGACUCCUCCACCGGGGUCCUGUCAGCCUCCAGCCUCGACCGCGAGACCAUCUCGAAGUACGUCCUCACACUUUCCGCCAAAGAUCGAGGUCGACCUAGUCUGGAGGCCCGCUGCAACCUCACCGUGAUAGUCCUGGACGUGAACGACAACGCCCCGAGCUUUGAACAAAACCAGUACACCGAAACCCGACCUCGUCCGGUGCAGAUGGGUGGCUCUUCCCAGGACUUCAACAACUUCGGCAUCCAGCAUUUCGGCCAGUACGGUGCUGGGAGCUACCCUCCAAAUUUUAUCCCAGGGAAGUACGUGGCGACGGUUUCGGAGGACGUUCCGGCAGACUCCAGCGUGAUGUCCGUCAAGGCGACGGAUCCCGACCAGGGUACCAACGGGAAGAUCACCUACGCCAUAGCCGAAGAGACAUCUUGGUUAUUCAGGGUCGACAACCUGACCGGCGUCAUAACCACUGCCGGUCCUCUGGAUCGAGAACGUCGCAGUGUCUACAACUUCCUCGUGGUGGCCACCGAUGGUGGGAAAUACGACGCCAAGUCUACCUCCGUACCGGUGCAGAUCACGGUGAUGGAUGUCAACGACAACGCUCCCAUCUUCGAGGAAUACCCCUUCAGAGCCCGAGUUCCGUUGAGUUCGCAACCUGGACAAAACGUGGUUCGAGUGUCGGCCACGGACGCGGACAUCGGCGCCAAUGGAGAAAUUGUCUACUCCUUUCUACACGCCCAGGAUAAACCGAAGUUCCGGAUACAUCCAACAUCCGGCGUGGUGACGUCGACCUCGUCCCUUGCCCAGGAUAACGGGAGGGUCUACCACUUAGAGAUCGUCGCCAGAGACAAGGGCAACGUUCCUCUCAGCUCCAGGGGGAUGAUCGAAGUUCGCAUCGGCGACGUGUCGGAGCUGACCACCCUGAAGUUCCAGAACGACACGUACGAAGUCGUGGUCCAGGAGAACUCCCCAGUCGGCACCGAAGUCAUCCAGGUGACGGCGGUUAGGUCCGAUGGAAGACGUCACCACGUCUCCUACUCGAUCGCUUCCGGGGAUGAUUCGGAGACCUUCGCCAUUGACGAAGACAGUGGCCUGGUCAGGGUCAACGAGCCUUCCAGGUUAGACGCCGAGGUGUGGAAUGGAUUGGUCGAGGCCGACGAAGGGGUCGAAGAAGUCGACAGGACCAACUCUUGGGGGAGGUCUUUGGAGGGGCAGCAGACGAAGCAGACGCCUAGGGAGAGUGCAACGCGCGUCUUGACACUGGUCGCCAGGACCGUUGGUCCAGAUCCUUUGGAAGCCUACUCCAAACUCAUCGUCAGGGUGUCCGAUGUCAACGACAACCCACCAGUCUUUACGCAGAUUCAGUACUCCGCGACGGUCCUCGAAGGCAACACCAAGGGGAACUUCGUGGUCAAGCUAUCGGCCAGCGACGCGGACCAGGGUCUUAACAGCAGGAUCCUCUACCACAUCGUUGACGGUAAUCCCGAUAAUGCCUUCACCAUCAGUCCUCCAUACAGUGGCGUAGUGAGGACGAACAUCGUCCUGGACCGCGAGAUUCGAGAGAAGUAUCGAUUGACCAUCAUCGCCACCGAUCAGGGAAAUCCACAGCUGACCGGGACCGCCGCCCUUAGCGUCCGGAUCAUCGACGUGAACGACAACCAGCCCACCUUUCCAGAGCACAACGUCAUAUCCGUAUCCGAGGGAACCGCCAUGGGCACGGUCCUAACGACCAUCACGGCCAACGACGUGGACAGCUCCCCGGCUCUGAUCUACAAUUUCGGGAACUCGACGUAUUCCGGGCCCUUUGGCAUCGAUCGACACGGUGGGAAGGUGGUUCUUCGAGGUAACCUGGAUGCCGAGGAGCGAUCGGAGUACGCUCUUCAAGUCCUGGCCAGCGACGGGGUCCACGAGGCCAGCACCGAGCUGAUCGUCCGAGUCACCGACCUCAACGACAAUGCUCCCACGUUCCAGCAACCGGCCUACGUGGCGACCCUGUCAGAAGGACGAGAGGAUCUGCAGGAAAUCACGGCAGUGAACGCCACGGAUGACGAUCUGACCGAGGACAACAGCAGGAUCCGGUAUUAUCUGUUGAGGCCUGUCAAAGGAUUCUCGAUACAUCCUGGUACCGGGGUUAUAAUGGCGAACAGGACCUCCCUGCCAAGGCCCCUGGAAAAGGAGAUCGAGCUAGCCGUCGUUGCCGAAGAUUUUGGAAAACCUCCUCUAUCGUCCGUCUGUUCGGUCAUCGUCAGGUUGAGCAGCCUGAAGACCAGCCAGCCAGGAAAGGAAUACAAGGUGUCCGUCAAGGAGAACGCGAAGAAGGGCUCGAUCCUGAUGAGGCUGUCCGACGUGGACCUGCUGGACGGGAACGUGGUCUCCGGGGACGACAACGGGUCCUUCGAGGUGUCGAGAGGGAAGCUGAUCCUCGCGAGGAACUUAGACAGGGAGAGGAAGGAUAGAUAUGUCCUGGGACUCGGGUCCAGGGAAGACAACGCCACGGCCGCCAGCGUCUUGGAAACCGGCGAUUUGGUCACCGUGGUGGUCGUCGUGGAGGACGUUAACGACAACUACCCACGGUUUCUCGAAGAGUCCUACCAAGUCGCGGUUAAGGAGGACGCUCCGCGUGGAAGUACCGUGGCCAUCCUUCGGGCAAAGGACGAAGACCUUCCCGGAAGUCCCGCCGCCACCGUGGUCUACGAUAUUACCUCCGGCAACGACGCCGGUCUCUUCAGAAUAGACACCACGUCCGGCGCCGUCCUGGUGAACGCGACAUUGGACUGCGACCUGGGCCCAGAAGUACACGCUCUGGUCGUAAUGGCCUGCGACACCGAUCCCGUAACUCCUUUGUGCGCUCUGGCUCGAUUGAGGGUACGGCUCGAGGACGUCAACGACAACUCGCCCAAAUUCCCGGUUUCGGAGUACCUUGAGUUCGUCGGCGAGAACGAGCCCGUCGGUACCACCGUCUUCUCCGCCAGGGCGUCCGACCUCGACCGCGGCAUCUUCGGCACCCUCAACUACUCCAUCGUCUCGGCGGCUGCGACAGGAUUCUCCGAUAUCGACGACUCCUGGAGGCUCUUCGCGGUGGACGCGAAGACCGGGACCGUGACGACGAGGGCGAUAUUUGACUACGAGCAGCGCAAUCGGUACGCGUUUACGCUGAGAGCCACCGACACCGGUGGCAGGACGGCGGCGGUUCGAGUGAGGGUGGAAAUCGACUCCAGGGAUGAGUUUUAUCCUCAGUUCACCGAGAGGAUGUACAGGUUCGGAAUAAGGAGCGGCACUCCACUGCUCCCAGGCACUGUGAUAGGUCACGUCACGGCGACGGACCGGGACAAGGGUCCAGACGGUAGAGUGGUCUACCAGCUCACUUCCCAGCAUCCGUACUUCAAGCUGAACCGCACGACGGGGGCCUUGAUCCUCAAGCAGAAGGUGAACAUCGACUCCGACGUCGAGGAGUCCUCCAGGCUAGUGGUAUCGGCCAGUUCCGGAAGGCAAGGCUCCCUGUCCAACAUGACGGUUGUGGAGAUCAGGUUGGACGAAGACGGAGACCACCAUGGCUACCCCUCCUCGUCGUCGGGCACGUCAACGGAUGUGGGAUCCAACAUGGCCGUCGCCGCUGCGAGAGGGAUGUCGGACUGGGCCCUUGGUCUCCUCAUAGCUCUGCUUCUUCUGGUGGUCGCGUUCGGGGCUAUCUUCUUGUACCUCUACUUUAGGAACAAGCGGCACAAAAAACCUGGGACGAAGCCGGGGCUCAAUGGGGAGAGCAACGCCACGGCGUCCAACAGCUACGUGGACCCAAGUGCCUUCGACACGAUUCCUAUAAGAAGCGUCGGUAGUGGCGUCGGUGCCGGGGGUGGCAGCGGUGGAAGCGGCGUCACGGGGGGCGGGGGUGGUGGUGGUGCUUCUUGCCAGUUUGCCCCACCAAAGUAUGACGAGAUCCCACCAUAUGGGACCUCGGGUCAAUCUGGGCAACAGCAAGCGACCUCCGAGCUGUCCGGCAGCGACCAGUCCGGCUCUUCCGGUCGGGGGUCGGCGGAAGAUGACGGCGACGACGAGGAGAUCAGGAUGAUCAACGAAGGCCAACAGACGGGGGACUCCGCGAGCGAUCUGUCGGUGCACAACACCCAGGAAUACCUUGCCAGGCUAGGAAUAGUCGACCCCCCAGCUGGAACACCCAGAAGGCCGCCAGAGGCCCUACCUCUGGACAGCCUCCACCUUUUCGAGGACGAAGCUGCCACCGAGGCGGACAUCGCGACCUUAAUUUACGGGAAAAUCGGGGAACCCGGGAGAUCCACUUCGGGUCUCGAGGCACCCGGUGGACCCUCCAUGAACGGCUCCCUCAGCUCCAUAGUCCAUAGUGAGGAGGAGCUGACGGGGUCCUACAACUGGGACUAUCUUUUGGACUGGGGUCCCCAGUACCAACCGUUGGCCCACGUCUUCAGUGAGAUCGCUCGUCUGAAAGACGACGCGGCUAGUGUGCAAAGUGGGAACUCUGGGAGCAGCAGUAAAGGGAAAACUGUACAUAAGGCACCCCCGCCACCCCUCCUGACUUCUGUUGCCCCGAGAUCACUCGCGGCACCUGCGCUGGCCAGAGGGAUCCUUCCAAGAUCGCCCAUCAGCCACGACGCCUCCACCUUUCCUUCGGCUGCACUGAGUCCUAGUUUCUCGCCGUCCCUGUCGCCCCUCGCCACCAGAAGUCCCAGCAUCAGCCCUCUGGUACCCCCCACGACCCAGAGAUCGAACCCUGGUCCUCCAAGAGGCAUCCCAGUCGCCGAGGCGGAACUUAGGAUCUGAGACUGAAGAGGCUGAACCCUCUUCCAAGGCUUCACGGGCCUAAUCUGCGAUCGCCAUAACCUAGGACAUGGAAAUUCGCCUAACUUAAAUAUGAGGUCGAAAACAAAUUACGUUUAAGUUACCGUGAAUUGGGGUACUUACCGGGUUUACCGGGCGAUCGGUCUGAACGUACUCAUCGUGGAGUCUAGAUGGAAAUUACUGUCGUGGGUCGUAACUAUUAGACGAAGUACGUACGAUAAGUGAUAAUUGCGCUCAUCCCUGUCACACCUGUUGUACAAUACUUGGAUUAACGGACGUAUCGAUAUGUUGCAAUAUGUCAGUAAAUUAUCGGCCUCGCGAGCGACGUCGACGCGAACCUAUUGAAUUAAUGUAAAUACGGCAUUGUCGGAGCGGAUAGCUUGUAAGUAGAUCCUGUACAUAGGUCCUAUUAUUAAUUAUUUCGUUAUAACAAUCAAAAGAUAGACUGUCGUCGGAUCUUUGCGACGCUCGCGUUCGUCCUCGUGGAUCCUGGAGACACGACGGCGACGCUACUUUGGACUGUACAGUUGCGCGUAAAGUAGGUAGUAAUAUUCGAGAUUAAAUCGAUCGAUUGAUCGAUCGAGCCGCACUCAGAAGGGCCACGAGCGAACUGACCAUUAUCGUGGCGUUCCGUUUUCGAUGCGGAAGAACUACCUCGUUCCUCGUCUUCAUCCUCGACCUCGAGCUCGUUGUAAACGCGUUGGGAUUCGCCGAGGACAGGAAGCUCAUCGCGAGACACGUCGUUGGUGUCGCGCGAACGCAUGGAAACGUUAUAAAUAGAUAUACCAUAUUUUGUAUAAAAAUGCGGAAUUGUUCUCUCACGUUGUACAA
Molecule: messenger RNA, 9219 nt
Organism: Orussus abietinus
Lineage: Eukaryota; Metazoa; Arthropoda; Insecta; Hymenoptera; Orussidae
Gene: ds
Product: protein dachsous
Exons: 17
Coding region: 1-8370 (2789 amino acids)
Biological process (GO): homophilic cell-cell adhesion
Cellular component (GO): plasma membrane
Molecular function (GO): calcium ion binding
Source: RefSeq, a predicted model, not a curated record